GCAUUAAUUUUGUUAUAGAGAAGAAACAUCUCCUUCACUCUCCUUCCCUUCCCCUUGGACUCAUCCAAACAAAGGCUGAAGCUCGAGACAAAAAUCUGAUCUUACAUUGUCUCGAGCUAAAAAUUACACUUUCGAUGACGCUUCUCUGCUAUAAAUUCAUGAAGCAAUUCAAUGGCAUUUUUCUCCUUCACAUCGAUAGAGCCUAUCCGAUAGGUGGACUUGGGUUAAAGUCUUGCUCCACAGAGUGAAUCUAUCCACCUUUGAUUCAGGAAGAAUGGCAGGCAAAGGAAAGAAGAAAAUAACUGGAGCCGAUGAAGAAGGAAACAAAGGAGGACCAGGGCGUCCGCCACUGUCUCAAGAAGAAAAGAUGAAAAAGAAGGAAGAGAAAAAUAAAAAGAGCAGAGAAAGUCCGGCAAUUCAGAAGUGUGAAUUCAGUAGACUUCUGCAAGAGGAAAAAGUAUUCAAGGCCUUUUGUGAGGAGCAUGGACUAACGGAAGUGUACCAAAACUAUCGUGAAAAGUGGAAGAAAAGAACUGAAGAAAGUUCAAAGAUGAAGGGUAUGGAAGAGCAAACAAGAGAGUUCAAUGAAGAAGUUGACAAGCUUGCUGAAGUUAUUUUGGGUUGUGGAACAAACAUACCAUAUGAGGAGGGACUUCAACUACUUAUACAAUAUUAUUCUGAGGACCAGGCAGCAGCUGUUGAGGAGAACCGUGAAAUGUUGGAAGGAAACUUAAAGGCUGGACCCUCAAAUGUUGACUCGAAUUCUGGUGGAGAAUGGCAGUCUAGCACUACUUUGAUAACUGGUGUUGUCGCCGAUUCUAGUAGCGCUGGAGGUCAUGGUGGAAUAGGGCCGAAGUUAGGCACCCCAUUUGAGCAAGCAUGGGAAUUAAAGAGGAAGAGAGAGGAAGAACUGGAUGAAGCUCGUAGGGGCAAAAGGCCUGCAACUGCUGACAAUUACACUCCACCUCAUCCUCCAAUUGAUGGUUCUCAACCUAGUGGGUUUAUGGCUGAUGCUCGCCGCCAGACUUCCCCUCAGUCAGCUGCUGCACAUCUUUUCUCUACCUCAGCAUGGGCAUCUCAGUGGGAGGAGAGGUUAAGGAAGUUAACUGGUGAGCCUGUGCCGGGGGUUAACAAUGGAGCCCAUGCAAUUAUGGACGAUUUUGUGAAGCUGGUUCUGGGGUCCUCUAUCUCUCAUGCAAUUUAUCUGGCGAAGCAAUAUGAGAAGCUCCAAGUCAAAGAUGCUGAAAUAAGAAAGCAGGAACAAGAAGUUUUAGCAGCUGCUUCUAUUGAUGCCAACCCUAAAUUCAAGGAAAAGAAGAAAGAAGCAGACGACCUGAAAAAACAAGUAGAGGAGCUGCAGGAGGAAGUUAGCAAACUUCAGGCUGAACUGGCAAAGAAGGAUGAGAUUAUUUCCAAGGAUGUAUUUAAGCAGAACCUGGCUGCCGUAUCCCUUGGCUGGAAUUUAAUGAAGAAGUUUCUGGAGUCCAUGGAUGCUGGUACGGAGUUGCUUAACCUGUCUCUCUUGGACACCAUUAAGCACCAUCCUCCUCUUCUUCACCAGUUCAACGAGGGUCUGACUUCAAUAGGUCAGGGACAUACUGAUAUUGAUGACACAUUUUGCAUCCCGUUCGAUCUACCAGUGGUUGUGUCGGACCCCUUUGUUUCGGAUCAGUUCACCCAGACUGUCAAUACGGAAGGUGAGCUCAUCGGCUUUGGCCCUCCAGGAGAUCCUAAUGUUGUCAUCUUAAGUGCCAAUAGUCCUCCGCUUCAGACUGCAAAUACCGGAACUAACAAUUUGGACCAGGAGGACAAUAUUGCUAAUCGGGAGAAUAAAGCUGCAGAGGCUGACAACUCAGGAAUGGGCGCUGAUGCCACCUGUGGAUCGUGGUAUCCUUGAAUUCCUCCCUUUUUACAUCUGAAUAAUAGUUUGGAAUGCAUUCGUACUUGCUUAAUUUGAACAAUUUCAUUGCCCCUGGCUCCUGCGCCGUAUAGCCCAGAAAACUGAUAGAGUUUGUAUAUAUUUUCCUUCUGUUUAUCCAUUGGAUUCACCGAAUGCUAUAUUUUGGUGCCGAUGGGAGCAUCUUCUUAUUGGACAUUGAUAUGUUGA
Rubroshorea leprosula is the source of this 2107-nucleotide messenger RNA. Lineage: Eukaryota; Viridiplantae; Streptophyta; Magnoliopsida; Malvales; Dipterocarpaceae. The record is from the annotation of a GenBank genome assembly.